Molecule: messenger RNA, 525 nt
Organism: Brassica napus (rape)
Lineage: Eukaryota; Viridiplantae; Streptophyta; Magnoliopsida; Brassicales; Brassicaceae
Exons: 4
Coding region: 1-525 (174 amino acids)
Source: RefSeq, a predicted model, not a curated record
AUGGUUGGUUACACCGUAGCUCUGGUGGUGAUAACAGUGAUAGCCUCUCCUUGUGCUUAUGGAAAACAGUUAUCUGAUCAACAAGAAAUCAAAGUACAAAGAUUUUUGAAGCGGCUCAAUAAGCCUGCUCUUAAAUCCAUUAAGAGUGAAGAUGGAGAUAUAAUAGACUGUGUUCCAAUAACUAAGCAACCAGCUUUUGACCACCCUCUACUUAAAAACAUCCAGAUGAGACCGAGUUUUGUUCCUGAAGGUGGUUCUACGUUCACCAAGAAAGAGGCAAAGGCUAUAACACAGGUGUGGCACAAGAAUGGAGUGUGCCCAAAUAACACUGUUCCUAUAAGAAGAACAAAGAAGGAAGAUAUCUUACGAGCAAAAUCCAUUGAGAGUUUCGGGAAAAAGAGACAUAAGAGUUUCGGGAAAGGGACUCAUCAGAGCAACCCUGGAGAAGGCCAUGAGGGAGAUUACAAGAGUUUGAUGAAAUCAAACCCUAGGAAUCUAAGAAGCUUAUCAAAGCAAAAGUGUUAG